GUUGUAAACAAACUCUCAAGAAAUAGUUUGGCGUCUGUCUCGGAAAUUUUUCUGAAAACGCCCUUUUCUCCUUUUUAUACAUCUCCAUGAACAGAUAGUGCAAGGACAACGACAAUGGGUCUUUGCGGUGACAGUACAAGCCCCAUGAGAGAGGAGGAGCGGCGACCUACAGAUGUUAUUUGGCUCAUAUUUUUCUUCCUUUUCUUAGCACUUCUGAUAUUCAUUGCGGCCUUUGCCUUGGUGUAUGGAGAUCCACUGAGAUUAGUGAAUGGAUAUGAUAGUUUUGGAAAUGUAUGUGGAAGCAGUAAUGCAGACAUGGCAGACCACAAUGAUAGCAGAAUGAGUUUAUCAGGUUAUGAUACAACAGAUCGCAGAUACGUUUUCUUCUUCGACGUCCAAGACCUGAGCGGUUCCACAAAGGUGUGUGUGAAGGAGUGCCCAGACCAGACACUCCACACCUUCCAAGACAUACAGGACUUCUACAUGCGCACAGGCUCACAGCUUUGCAGGUACGAUUACACAAAGCAUGAAGAAGACAUUAAUAAGAUGCAGUCCAUCAAUGCCCGACAGGCCAACGAGAGCUUGCCAUCUCCAAAAUGUCCAAGCCCCUCCAGAUAUCACGUUUUUAUUCAUGUUUACAGCAAUCCAGUGCUGAAUCGGUGUGUGCCAGUAGAAGGUGAAGGGCCGGCAGGUCUUGUGUACAAUCUCUAUGGAUACCUGAACUCUUUGGAUAUUCUGGAACAGGUGCUUGCAGAUCUCUAUGCAUCCUGGCAUCUGGUUCUUAUUUUCAUUUUCAUUACCCUUGGUAUCUCCUGUGUGGUGAUGCUGUUGUUGCAUUACAUGGCAGGACUCGUGUCAUAUGCCAUCAUGAUUGCAGUCAUGAUUGUUUCAACUGCAUUGACGGUUUUGUUGUGGUGGAGCUACAUCAGUGUUCAUCUGCAGCUGGAUAAUGCUCCACUAGAUCAGAUACUGGAAGAGACAGUGCGCAAUGAGAGAGCACUCUUGAUCUAUGCCAUCAUUGCAACAGUAAUGACUGUGGCUUUGCUGGCUCUGGUGCUGUAUGUUCGACCACACAUAACAAUGGUGGCCGAACUAUUCAAGCACGCAGGGGCCUGUCUGACUCGCCACCCAGGGUUGCUCCUACAGCCUGUGAUUACAUUCUUCGUGCUCUUAGCCUUCUUCCUUUUCUGGGUGUGGGUCCUGAUGUCACUUGCCACAGCCAGUGUCCAUGCAAAGUUAAAGGGCUACAUCCAGCUGUUGUUUGACUUUUGCAAAUCAUGGGUCUUGGGUACCCCCCAGCGUAUCCUCGAGUAUGUUGACCCAUCGUGGGUGCGCUCCAUGUGGUGGGUUUGGGUCCUGGGACUAGUUUGGGUUGCUGAGUUCAUCCUAGCCUGUCAACAGAUGAUCAUUGCAUCAGCAGUUUCAACGUACUAUUUCUCAAGGCAAGAAGGCCGUGGCAAAGUUCGGCACCCCAUUUGGUGGUCAUGGCGCACCCUUCUUCUCUACCACCUUGGUACAGUGGCAAAGGGAUCACUUCUCAUCACCCUUUGCAAGCUACCUCGCCUGAUAAUACAGUGGAUUACCAAAAAAUGCAAGGACCCAGAACAUAGCUGUGCAAGAUGUGGGCUAAGACUCUGCUGUUGCUGCCUCUGGUGCUUUGAACACUUCCUCAAAUACAUGAACCACAAUGCAUACACUGUUACAGCAACAAGAGGCACUGCAUUCUGCGAGUCUGCCAAGAUUGCAUGGCGUGUGGUCCUGACAAACAUGCUCCAGGUGGCUACAGUGAACAGCAUAGGUGACUUGACAAUUUUCUUGGCCAAAAUCACAGUAACAGCACUGGUAUGCUGCAUUGCCCUCCCAGUACUACAUGCCAACCCCACUCUUCAUCUUUAUGCAGUACCACUAAUUGUUACAGCUGUCUUUGCAUUCUUCAUCACCCACUGUGUUUUCUCUGUUUAUGAGAUGGCAGUUGACACUUUGUUCUUGUGUUUCUCUGAUGACUACAACACUUACGACACCACCGACGGGCGUGAGUUGGUGGCCGACAAAGAGCUGUAUGAGUUCAUGGUGAAGCACGAAGACAUUGACAGAAAGAACUCGAGAAAGCCAAGGCGCCGUGACCCUCCUGAGACCAUUCGGUUCAAGGAAGGGGCCGUGUGAAGGCAGAGGAAGUUUCUGACAAUGCUUGCCGCUGCAGAAACUGAUUCCUUUUUACAUGCUCCGCCCCUCUCCGAGACGGAAUAUUUACUAUGACUUUGGUAACCAAUGAUGGUUUAUAGAUUUAAAGAUGAAUGCAAUAAAGAUUAUAAUCAAUAGAUUGUUGCAUAUGACAGUAACACAUUUUUAUGUGUAACUCAUUGCAGUCAUGCUGUAGUAAGGAUUGACUCUGAUAAUCAUUGGCAGAUAUCAUAGUAUGAAAUUAAUGUAACACUAAUGGAAUGUAAGAAUAGUAUUCAUAUUUAAAUGAAAUGUUCAUAAUUAAGGAUAUGGUAAUGACUUCUAGAAAGUAUCUAGGGUGUGGUAAUAGAUAAGAAGAUGUAUUACUUAACAGGCAACAGUAUUGACAGAAAUUGCUAAUUACAAUAAGCUCAAUAAUUGAUAUCAGAACUCUUAUUUGUAUUUUCAGGAAAAAUAUCAGUAAGCACAGGGAACUCUUUAAGGAGACUUUUAGGUUAUGUUAUAAUUUCUUACUAAUAGUUUUCCUAGCAAUAGUUCUACUAAUGAGAGGAGUCAUACAUACCAUCCAAAGUGUAUAUUUUACUUAGGGAACUUAGACCUGAUUCUAUUUUCUUUUCUUUCUUUUUUUCUCCUACUCCUUGAUCAUUUCACAUCAUCCUUGUGUUCUUUUUGAUGUGUUACUGGCUUCUUGUUUUUUUCUCUCUCUCUCUCUCUCUCUCUCUCUCUCUCUCUCUCUCUCUCUCUCUCUCUCUCUCUCUCUCUCUCUCUCUCUCUCUCUCUCUCUCUCUCUCUCUCUCUCUCUCUCUUUCUCUCUUUUUCUCUCUUUUCCACCCAUACUAUCUGCCAUCAGUGUACUUAUUACUUUUGUGUAAAUAGGUUUUCUUUCUUUUUAAGUGAUAAUCUGCUGUUAAUGAUACUGGAAUAUCAUCUGUGAUAUUUCAUGGUCAUUUAGAAAUUCCUCUUUAUAUUUUAAGUCUGUGAUUUUUUAAUAUGUGAUAAAACUAUUUUCAUCUAAAUGAAAUUUUCCUCUUCUCAACUAAUAUCUAUAUAUUUGUACUUUUUACAUUUGCGUGGACAUGUUUUAAGAAAAUAUGUGAUUUGGCAAUAGGGAAAAGCUAGAAUUUAUUUUGAUAUAAGAAAUCAAAUUUAGUUUCUUCUUUUGGUCAGAAUUCUUCAGAGAUUUGCAAGUGAUUUUGAUGGCAGUAGCACAGAUAUUGAACAUUGCAGCUGGUAACAUUAAACAAAUUAUUUUGUUAUGAACCCUGCAUACUGGGUCACAACUCAUCAUCCACUAUACCUGAAGGAUAGUACAAGACAAAUUUGUACCACUUGUUUUGUUUUGUUUUGUCUGUUUCAUUUUGUGAUGAAUUCUAUGCAAAUGCAAGAUAUGUUUGUAUAUACAAAUUCACCUUCCCAAAUUUGGUAAUUGGUAAGCAAUUAGUGACCUCUAAAUGCUCUAUUGUGGUGAUCCACCAUUUGUCCAGCAUACAUUAUAAGUACCCUGUGCAAGUUUGUUAGUCUCAUCUCACCAUUACACUUGUAAUGGUGUCCUCACAGUCAUUUAGGAUCAGACUUACAUUUCAGAGAAAUUUUAGUCAAGUGAUGGAUAUGGAAAGCAGAGGCAUGACACUAGCUUGUUAAUACUCAAAAGAGGUUAGUUGAAAUAUUGGAGAAGCUGUUUUUGGUGUUGCGAGUGAGUAGCCAGCUACUCACUAUAAUGGAGGAUUUCAAGAAAGGUUUGGGCAUUGGCAGUUUUUCUAAUUCAUGUUACUGGUACUUUUUUACACCUUUUUAUUUCUUCUUCUCAUUGCCCAAACAGUCAUUUUUAGCAUAGAAAUUGCUGUUUUGUUUUGUGUAAAAGAAUAUAAAUUAGGGAGUCCCAUAGGUGUAAGGCUGAGCAAAAAGGAACUGAUUUGGUCUCAAAUCAUUGUGAUGAACUUUUGCAGCUUGGAAAGCAUUUUUAUUUUUUGAUCUUUUGUCAAUACUUGAUAAAUUCUGAUUGAUACAUCUGUCAGUAAUGAGUGAUUGAUAUACAUCAAAAAUUGCAAAUGUGUAGAUUAUCAACCAAAGGUUCAAUGAAUGCUGAACAUAUUUUAUGAAGGAAAAUAAGAAUAUGUUCAAGUACUGGUGACCUGUGAUUUUCACCAUAGGGAUUUUUCCUUCUAUAAAUGUGGAAAAAAGUGCCUGAAUGAAAUAAUAAGGAAAAUUAUCAUGUACCAAGAGAAAAGACAACAAUAGAAAUAAAAGACAUAAUGCAAUUUUAAUGUACCAAAGGUUAUCAGUCUCCAUUAAGUAAUCUUUUUGUUCGCACUUUUUGAUCCAGAAAUAUUUGAUAAGAUGUAAAUAAUUGUUAUAGUAGGUUAAACUUGUGCUUGGUUUGCAUCAGAUAUAUUCCAUCCCAAUAUUAGCAAAAUGUACUUACAAAAUUUGUAAAGUUAUUGCACAAAAAACAUAAUGGAAUGCUUAAACUUCAAAUGGAAAAUUAAUACUCCCUCUUUGGGGUUAAGAGAAGAAUUAUUUUCCAUUUUUCUUAUUUUUGAUGUUUGAUUCUAUUACAGAUUCUAUCAUGUUUUUUUUUUAAUGGAAAUUUUGUAUAUUUUAGUACCUUUAUAACUUCAGUUUCGUGUACCAUAUAUUUCUUUAGAUGUUAAUGGAAUGGAAUAACUGUGAAAAAAAAAAAAAAAUUAAAAAGCACAUCUUUGUGACUAUGAUAAAAAGCCAGGGUUUUGGCAAAGUAACAGUGUAUUCACAAGAACUAGGGAUGUACAUGACACAGAAAUUUUGUAAUGCAAGUGUUGAUAUGUCUUAUAAUCAAAUAUUGUUAAAAAAGAAUUAACUACCUAUAGAUCUGUAAUUUACCGUUGUUCUGAAAUAGAACAAAAGCCUUAGGUCUAAUAAUUUUCUUUCUUUUUUGUUUUGUUUUGGUAAUUACUUUCAUGGCUCUAGAAAGGAGAUGGCACAGCUAGAUUAGCCUUCUUUAUUUCGUGGUAAACUAGCUAACGGGUGUUUUGCUGUGUAACUCCAAGACUUCCCUUGUGAGUCUUGUCAAGUUAAAAUUGGCAAUGUUAAAAAAAAGAUGAGACAUUAUUUUUGGUAUGCAGAAAUGUGUAGACAUUCCAUAAAAAUUGAUGUUUUUUUUUUUUUUUUUUUUUUUCUUUUUGGUUCUUUUUUUUAUCUCAUCUAUUUAGACCAGUAAGUAAUGUGCUGAAUAAUGCUUGGAUGUAGUUCUCAAAAUACUUAAACUAUUGUAGGUGAUGUGCUAAAAAGUCACAGGGAACCAUGACUUCAGAAGGAAAUGUUUUUAUUUUUUAAAGGAAUGUAAACCAUGUAAUAAUGAAAGAAGAAAAAGUAAA
This is a messenger RNA of Penaeus monodon (black tiger shrimp), 5534 nucleotides long. RefSeq names its product choline transporter-like 1. Lineage: Eukaryota; Metazoa; Arthropoda; Malacostraca; Decapoda; Penaeidae. The transcript is spliced from 17 exons. The record is from RefSeq and is a predicted model, not a curated record. Gene Ontology annotation, biological process: transmembrane transport. Bases 115 to 2163 code for a protein of 682 amino acids. Gene Ontology annotation, molecular function: transmembrane transporter activity. Gene Ontology annotation, cellular component: membrane.